Saccoglossus kowalevskii is the source of this 953-nucleotide messenger RNA. Its product is annotated as endoglucanase-like. Lineage: Eukaryota; Metazoa; Hemichordata; Enteropneusta; Harrimaniidae. The record is from RefSeq and is a predicted model, not a curated record.
AUGUGUUGGUUGAUUUUACUGAAAAGUGCACGAUUAACCGCGAUUGAGGCAGCAGAUUUCAUGAGGUUCACGGAAAAAGUGGUAUGGGCCGAAGCAUGGUACCACAAGGCAUCGGGGAAAAUAGCAUUCCGUACCAGAGCAAAGGAAAAUUAUAACACAUGGAAUUUAAAAACAAAACAAAAAAGAUUUGCCUGGAGCAAUGUGAGAUUAGGCACUCAGCUUCUGAUGUUCGAGGUGACGAGCACUAAAAAAUAUGCCCAACACUUCAAGGCAUUCAUGAACAUUUGGUUACCAACGGGAACUAUCACAUAUACACCAUUGGGGUUAGCACAUGGUAUGGAUUGGGGACCACUGAGACUAUCGGCAAACUUCGCAUUUAUGGCUCUGCUAGCAAGGAAACUUGGUGUUGGGCCGAUUACGUAUGAAGAAUUUGCAAAACAACAAAUUGGUUACAUGCUUGGCGACACGGGAAGAAGCUUCGUUACCAACUUCGGGGUAAAUCCACCUGUUAGAAUACACCACAGAAGCAGUUCAUGCCCUGAUAGACCGGAACCAUGCGACGUGAGUUAUUUGGGUUCACCAGAGCCAAACAAACAAGUUCUAGAAGGAGCUCUAGUUGGCGGGCCCGACAUUAAUGAUAACUAUAUAGACGAUCGAACAGAAUAUAAGAUGACAGAGGUAGCUAUAGAUUAUAAUGCUGGAUUCCAGUCUGCAAUUGCAGGUCUGCUCUACCACAAGAACAAGUAAAUGAAUUGGAAUUUCUGCAAGGCAUUGCAUUAUAGUCAUGCCGCCUGAAUUACGUUCAAUCGUAACUCGUUCACUGUUUAAUAGUUCUCAAACUUGAAUUCAUUUUCUUCGUGAUUCAUCAGUUCUACAAUCGCAUCAUAAUAUUAUUAUUUUAUUCACAAUACUGUUUAUUGAAAACAAAAUACGUUAGUAAUGAAUAUUAUAAU